AUCGCAAAGUGGGCGUGUCCAGGAGAACCAGUAGCCUAGGAAGGUUUCUCCAACAUGUCUGUUUUUCGCUCUGGUGUUCUAGUGUUGACUUCUCCUCUCUCUGCCCUAUCUGUGAGGUUGACACCCAUAUUGGAAUCUGCUGCCAAAAUUGUUCAGGACACAUUGUAUGUGCAUCUACAACCAGGACUUGUUUUGACUGGAUGCGCACAACCUAACUCUACCUAUGUGCCUGCUACCUCUGAAGUCUGCAGCCUCAUCUCCAAACUGUACUCUGAUGCAGAUUUGCACAGCAACCUAGAUAUCCGAGUACUUUUAACUAACAUCAAAAACCAAAGUACCAAUCAACACAAUUUAUCUUCAGUCCAGAAUCUUUCACAUCCUCCAGAAGUAGUACUCACUGACUUUCAAACUAGCGAUGGUGGUCAGUAUAACCCGGCAAAGCAACAACUGGAACGUUAUGCUACCAACUGCUACAGUUGCCAUCCUAACUUGAUAUCAGUUCUUCUUUAUCCUGAUUAUGGACUUUCUGAUGAAGGUAUUCUUCCUGAAUAUGUAGACAAUAUUGACAUACCUCUGGAGAGUUUUAAUGAUGUUGUGGUAGGAGGAACUUUUGAUAGAUUGCACAAUGCUCACAAGAUCCUACUAAGUGUGUGUUGUUUGCUGGCUGAGAAACGUCUCCUCAUUGGUGUCGCUGACAAAGAACUGCUGGAAAGUAAGAUCCUGAAGGAGCUGAUAGAGCCAUACAACCAACGAGUAGAGAACCUGUCCCAGUUCCUGGUGGAUGUGAAGCCCUCACUACUGUAUGACAUUGUGCCCAUCACAGACCCUUAUGGUCCUUCAAUCACAGAUCCAGACCUGCAGUGUAUCGUGGUUAGCGAGGAAACGCGAAAGGGAGGAAUGUCUGUGAACAAGAGACGCCAAGAAAAUGGUCUUUGUGAACUUUUUAUUCAUGAGAUCCGACUAAUAGAAGAUCCUUUGCACUCAGAGAAUGAGGAGGAAAAGAUCAGCUCAUCGAGUUUCCGAAACCGGUUGCUAGGAACAUUACUCAAGCCGCCAUCAGCAAAUCCCAACAUCCCUGCACGUCCCUAUGUGAUUGGUCUGACAGGGGGCAGUGGCAGCGGGAAGACAUCCAUAGCAAAACGACUCGAGGCUUUAGGAGCGGCCCUUAUAGACUGUGACAAAAUGGGACAUGAGAGUUAUAAACCAGGAGGGCCGGCUUACCAGCAAGUGAUUCAGGAGUUUGGAUCAGAUAUCCUUUGUGCAGAUGGAAGAAUUGAUAGAAAAGCCAUUGGGAGCAGAGUAUUUGCAGACAAGGAGCAAUUGAAGCGCCUAACGGAUAUUGUGUGGCCAGCUAUAGCCCAGCUUGCCAGAGAAGCUAUAGAAGAAGCGGCUGCUCAAGGAAUUUCGGUGUGUGUGCUGGAUGCAGCUGUUCUCCUGGAAGCUGGAUGGAAUGAUAUGGUCCAUGAGGUGUGGACAACCGUUAUACCUGAAAAAGAGGCUGUAAUACGAAUAAUGAACAGAGAUGGAGUCAGCGAAGAUGCAGCUAUGAAGAGGCUGGCUAACCAGUUAUCCAACAGCCAACGUGUGGAACAGUCAAACGUGGUACUAUGUACUCUGUGGGAACCAGAAGUGACACAACGGCAGGUUCAAAAGGCUUGGGAUCUUCUUCAGGAACGGAUGAACCAAAAGAAAAACAUUCCGGCAGACAACCCUGUUUUAAUCUCCAAAUUUUAAUUUUGUGGACAAUAGAAAUAUUGAUCUUUAUAAAUCAGUAAUGUUAAUCUCGGACAUUAUUCUAUACCUAACUAAGUGCCACAAGGAAUUGCACGUAACAUACAAUUUUUAGGAAAUAUUAAAAAAAUUCUCAUGAAAGGUACACAUUUUAACAGCACAAUACUGAUUUUAAGAAUGUUUUAGUUGUAACUACAGGGCUAGUUCCUAAAUCUGAUGGAUCUCCCAAUGUAAAGAUUCACUAGGCAUCCCCUAAACUGCUCUAUGUGUACUUUUACAAAUUCAGUAUAGCCUCUUAUCCCUUAGAGCCCACUGCUGGCAGGUAAGACUACAAUACUGGCUUAGCUGGAUAUGGGUGACUGGCUUGGCAGUGUAGUGUGAAUCAUAACACUUUGAGUGGUCUAUAGAAAAAUCGUCCUGCAAAUUUUCCAUAUGCUAGGUCAGCAACAGCUUUUCUCCAGCUAGUGGCCUUCAUCUUCUAGUCAAACAACUGGUUCUCAGUGGCUAAAAAAUAAGAAUGGAAAUUGCACAGUUUCAGUGCAUAUUAACAAAAAACUUCACAUAGAUUAACUGAAUGCUGCUAGUACAUUCUAUUAAUAACCCAUCUGAGCACUUUAAAAACAAGACAACAUUUUGUCUGUUACUUGAUCUUGUAUUAGAUUUACUGACACUGCAUAGUUGCUUUAUUUGCAAGCCAUCAUGGCAUGCUAUUUUUAUUUGUUUUUUUGUGUUAUGCACCUACAUAUUUCCCAUUGCAUGGAACAAUACGGAUUACUGGUAAAGCGUACCGGUGGGUACCACAAACAGGCAUCUUUCCUGCACUUAGUGUCUGUUAAACAAGCAGCUUAUCUAAGGAAAUGUCUUUUAUAUCCAAAAAUCUAUUAGCUUCAAAAAAUAAGCCAUUUGUUUUGUAGUUUCCAUCAUUCCCUUAACGAUGACUGUGCAGAAUGAUUUACAAGUGUAAUUAAGUUCCAGGUGUGCAGAGUGUUAAUGGUUUAAUUUGAUUAAAGAGGUGUUGAAAUCCAA
Messenger RNA from Bombina bombina (fire-bellied toad), 2757 nucleotides. RefSeq names its product Coenzyme A synthase (gene COASY). Bases 55 to 1734 code for a protein of 559 amino acids. Gene Ontology annotation, biological process: coenzyme A biosynthetic process. NCBI's taxonomy places the organism in Eukaryota, Metazoa, Chordata, Amphibia, Anura, Bombinatoridae. Gene Ontology annotation, molecular function: ATP binding; dephospho-CoA kinase activity; pantetheine-phosphate adenylyltransferase activity. The record is from RefSeq and is a predicted model, not a curated record. The transcript is spliced from 10 exons.